Messenger RNA from Artibeus jamaicensis (Jamaican fruit-eating bat), 2862 nucleotides. RefSeq names its product zinc finger protein 385C (gene ZNF385C). The transcript is spliced from 9 exons. The record is from RefSeq and is a predicted model, not a curated record. Lineage: Eukaryota; Metazoa; Chordata; Mammalia; Chiroptera; Phyllostomidae. Gene Ontology annotation, molecular function: zinc ion binding; nucleic acid binding. Bases 335 to 1852 code for a protein of 505 amino acids. Gene Ontology annotation, cellular component: nucleus.
CUCUUCACAAUGUCCGGGGCACUUGUUAAAAAGGCAAGCGCUGGGCCACACCCCUCCACUGAACCCUAACCCCUGGGGUCCGGGCCCAGCCCAGGAGGCCUGACAGGCUCCGCAGGUGAUGCUCUCUGGGCCAGGCACUCAGGAGUCCGGCGGCACCAAGAAAAUCUCACUCUUGGCACAUCAGAAUCACCUGUGCAGAGUUAACAAUCCCCAGCGACCUGGCCACGCCCCAGACUAACCCUGUCGGAAUCCCUAAGGAGGGGCUCAGGCACCAGAAGUUUUCCGAGUUGCCCCGGCGAUUCCCGAGAGCUGCUGUGGUUGAGCACCCGCAGGUAUGAAGCGGCCACUGAGCCCAUCUCCUCCCGCUGAGAAGGAGCCCCCCAUACCCGGAGCUGCUGAGUGCCCUCCUCCGCCCCCAGAGCCACCUAAGCCCAAGCGUGAGAGAAAGCGGCCAUCGUACACGCUGUGUGACGUCUGCAACAUCCAGCUGAACUCGGCAGCCCAGGCCCAGGUGCACUGUGAGGGGCGGGCCCACCAGAGGCGGCUGCGGCAGCUCAGCCUGGGAAAGGCCCCCGCAGGGCCAGCAGGCCCGGCAUCCAGCGCCCCCAGCCCUCUGCUGGCCUCCCUGCCCCUGCCCACCAGGCCUCUGCAGCCCCCGCUGGACUUCAAGCACUUGCUGGCCUUCCACUUCAAUGGUGCCGCCCCGCUCAGUCUCUUCCCCAACUUCAGCACGAUGGACCCAGUCCAGAAAGCGGUCAUCAGCCACACCUUCGGGGUCCCCACCCCUCUGAAGAAGAAGCUCUUCAUUUCCUGCAAUAUCUGUCACCUGAGGUUCAACUCCGCGAACCAGGCCGAAGCACAUUAUAAAGGCCACAAACAUGCCAGAAAACUCAAGGCCAUUGAAGCCGCCAAGAGCAAGCAGAGGCCCCAAACCCGGGCCCAGGAUGGGACGCUGGAGUCCCCAACCCUACCUGUAGCCACUGGAGCCCCCACAGAGCCACAGAGCAAAGCACUUCCUGCAGACCCCCCGCCUGGCCCCCCACUCCAGCCACCACUGACCCUGGACCCAAUACCCCGGGAGCUGGCCCACUCAGAACUCUUGGAUGCGGCCUCCUCUUCCUCUUCUUCCUCCUCCUGUCCGCCCUGCUCCCCAGAGCCCGGGAGAGAGGCACCAGGGCCUGAGCCGGCGGCAGCAGCUGCCGGAAGUGGUGUGAGUGGGGAAAGCGGGGGUGAGAAGGGGCGCCUCUACUGCCCCACGUGUAAGGUGACCGUGAACUCCGCCUCCCAGCUUCAGGCUCACAACACAGGAGCCAAGCACCGGUGGAUGGUGGAAGGUCAGCGAGGGGCUCCCCGGAGGGGCCGGAGCCGCCCGGUGCCCCGGGGAGGAGCUGGACACAAGGCCAAGAGAGUGGCUGGGGCUCGCGGGGGCAGGCAGGGCCCCAGCCCCCCUUUUCAUUGUGCCGUCUGUCAGCUCCAGGUCAAUUCAGAGACGCAACUCAAGCAGCACCUGAGCAGCAGGAGGCACAAAGACCGCCUGGCCGGGAAGCCCCCCAAGCCCUCCAGCCAGCACAGCAAGCUGCAGAAGCACGCGGCGCUGGCUGUGAGUAUCCUCAAGUCUAAGCUGGCCUUGCAGAAGCAACUCACCAAGACGCUGGCAGCCCGCUUCCUGCCCAGCCCGAUCCCUGCCACGGCCGCGGCCAUCUGUGCCCUGCCAGGCCCCUUGGCCCUCCGGCCUGCCCCCACUGCGGCCACCACCCUCUUCCCGGCUCCCAUCCUGGGCCCAGCUCUGUUUCGCACCCCAGCAGGGGCUGUCCGUCCUGCCACGGGACCCAUCCUCUUCGCCCCCUAUUAGCCCUCCUAGGGAGGCCAGGGCCGACUUCCCAGCAGUCACUCUCCCCAAGAUGCCUCGGUUCCUCCAUCCUCCGGGGAACUUUUUACAGCCUAGGGGCUCCUGACCAAUCGAGGUAGAGCUGGGCUCCUUCCAAGGGCAGCUGCCCCUCAUUCCAUCUGGACUGGGGAUUCAACUCAUAACCCCUGGCCCCAGGGCCACCCUCACCCUCAUGUCUCUAGCCUCCUCUGGCUAGACCUGGGCUCCCAUGCAUUUCCCAGACUGACUUACAGGGAGCAAGCAGAGAAAUCCCAAAGGUCUAUGCAAAAUCCAGCCCCAGCCUCACGGUGCCCUCACUUCCCCCACUCCAGACCCAUACGCCCCUGGCCAAAGGCCCCAGAAACCUUAGCUUCUGGCCUGGGGACAAGUAUGUGCCUGACCUCCACUGCCAUGUGCUGGCGAGGCCCUCCCCACUCACUGGGUUCUCUGGAGAGGGGCUGGAGAUGAGGGGUGGGCUGGUAGUCGGCUCAAAGGGAAAAGGACAGGAUGACCCUGGGGGCGUGGUCAAGACUGGAGGGCAAGGGAGCGGUGCUGAGGGGGAGUAUGGCCCUGCGGGGGAUGGUGCUGAAAGCUUCCGGGGGGUCUUCAUCUGCUUGAAAGGGAUGGGGCUAGGCCAGGGUGGUGAAGAUGAUGUUCUGCCUGGGCCCAGUUCUAACAGAGAAAGGGAUCAACCCCCUCUUAGCCUUUUACUGAUUUUCCCGAACCCCAGCUCUGGGGUGGGAAGCCCUGGGUCUUCCCCAGACUAGAGACCCAGUGAACACCGAGUCCCCCAGGGGUCCCAGACAAAGAGCCUUCCUCUCUAGCUCUUUACCCAACUGGUCCCCAGCACUAAAUUCGGCCUUCCCUCCUCCCAGCCAGCACCCCAAGCCUCCCUCACCGUGAAGCCGAGUGUUGGGAUCCAGCCUGACGGUCCCACAGACCCAGUGGGCUGUCAUCAAAGUAAAUGUCACAACCCCCGUCCUGCCCCAGCGCCU